Geodia barretti is the source of this 1331-nucleotide messenger RNA. The record is from the annotation of a GenBank genome assembly. NCBI's taxonomy places the organism in Eukaryota, Metazoa, Porifera, Demospongiae, Tetractinellida, Geodiidae.
GACAACACAUAGCCCACCCAUUAAUUAGUGGUACUGCGCAUGCAAAUGUGCCAAGGGUGUGUACUGGUUGGACUGCUAUGUUGCACAGGAUGUACAGCCACUGAUAGAGUCCAUGGAUCUGGAGCAUUCCUUCAUGCAUGUCCUGGAUGAGUUGUCAGGUCAUCUGGAGCAGUUUGGGAAAGUGAGACAGGGAGGAGAGGAGGGACAGGACGAUGCUGAACUGCUGGACAAUGAUUUCUUAGCCUAUCCUCCUGCCAAUAUACCACAAACAGAAGAAUGGGAAUGGCAAGAGUGGAAUAAGCCUGAAAUAGUGAGGUUCACAACUGACCCAGACCGUAUGCUGGCAGACAAUGUUUUAUCUCAAGACCAGUGUGACAAACUACUGGAGUUGGCCAAGUGGUGGAGAGGAGAGAUCUGAGUCAUCCGGUCCACUCUGAUAACUGCAUCCUGAACGAGGCCACUGGAGAAUGUGACAAAGUCCCUCCUGCCUACACCUGGAGAGACUACAGUGCCAUUCUGUACCUCAAUGAUGAGUUUGAAGGAGGAGACUUCUUCUAUGCACACUCUACAAAAGACCUCUCACCUGAGGAGACGGUGAGUCCAAAGUGUGGUCGUCUGGUGGCCUUCUCAGCAGGGAAGAAGAACAUGCACGGAGUACUGGCUGUCACCAAAGGCAGGAGGUGUGCCGUGGCUCUCUGGUUCACCCUUGACCCCAACCACAAGGAGGCUACCUUCUCCAUGGCUGAGGAGAUUCUCCACGAGAUUAAGACUGUUUCAUGAUAGGGAUUUUGUCUACCACUGAUUCAAAUUGUGUUGUUCUUUUCUCUUUUGUACCAUAUUAUACAGCUGCAAGUGUGGACAUUGUAAUUCACUUGUGCCUCACUAGAUAAUAUGACAAACAAUCACAUUAUAACCAUCCCUAUUGUGGCGUAAGUAUUGAUCGUGUUAUGGAUGUAGAUUAGGGAGUAAAAGGUGUGAUAUUCUUUCUAACUUAAGCUUCCCAGUGAAGCCCGUAUAAAUGUCCUUGUCUGACCCUCAAAAGCAUAAGCUGUGGAGGGAAGGACCAAGGCUACAGUUAUUUUCGUCAGGAUGUUAGAGCAAGAGUGGUGGCUAUAUAGUAGUUGAACCUUCAGAACUACUAUCAGAAUAUUCCAUUUAAUAUCUUCUCAUCUAAGGGCCAUUUCUUACUUUUAUGGCUACCCUCUCCGAUGGAACAGCCAUGACAUUGACUGUGGUUUAAACUGCUGCUGUUAGGUUUGGUAGAGGUAUCAGCUAUCAACCCCCUCCCUACCCCUUAUUUUUCAUACACCCAUCUGUCUUUAUUGCUCUUU